CUUUCUACGUGUCCGACUCCGCUGAACGUGGGACACCGCUUCUUGUGUGCAACUCCUAUCUCGCAGCCGUCGACGCAAUCCGCUGGCCCCAAUAUUAUGUACAAGUAUAAGACCUGGAAGUUUGGGGGCUCGGGACCUGGCCCCAGACCCAGUAAGGUCUCUCUCUCACUACGUCUCUUGGAGCUCUAAUUACCAGACUAUUGGCUCUUGUGUCCCACGCAGCGUCGUAACCGGUCUUUGCCACCCCCAUCCCCCCUGCCAGUUUACGUCAGUCUCAAAGCUACCUACCCACUGUCACCAUGGCUCCACAAAAACUCAAGAUCGCCUGUGCCGGCCUCGGACGCAUGGGCGCUCGCCAUGCCUUGAAUCUCCUCAGCCGAACUCCCCGUGCCGAGCUCGUGGCAACGUUCACGCCAGACGCAAAGGAGGUGGACUGGGCUCGUCGCGAGCUUGAGCCGUCGGGCGUCACCAUCUACACCAACUAUGACGAGAUGCUCAAGCACCCAGGACUGCAGGCCGUCCUCAUUGCCACCGUGACGACGGCACACGCCGAGGAGGCCAUCAAGGCCAUCAAUGCCGACAAGCAUGUGCUGUGCGAGAAGCCGCUGAGCACGAGUGUGGAAGUUUCCCAAUCCGUCGUCGACGCCGCCAACAGGAAGCCCCACCUCAAAGUCAUGUGCGGCUUCUCCCGGCGCUUCGACGCCUCAUACAGGGACGCGCACGACCGCAUGGAAGCCGGUUCCAUCGGGCGCCCCUCGGUGUUCCGGUCGCAGACGUGCGACCGGCUGGACAAGACAGGAUUCUUCGUGGCGUACGCCGAGUUCAGCGGCGGCAUCUUCGUCGACUGCAACAUCCACGACAUCGACCUGGCGCUGUGGUUUCUGGGGCAGGACUCGGUGGUCAAAAGCGUCGCCGCCGCGGGGGUGUGCGCCGUGCAGCCCGAGCUGCGCCGGCACGCCGACGUGGACAACGGCGUGGGCGUCGUCGAGUUCUGGGGCGGCAAGCUUGCCUAUUUCUACUCGUCGCGCAUGAUGGCUGCUGGGCAGCACGAUAUGACGGAGAUCGUCGGCACCGAGGGGAAGUUGGUUGUCAAUGGCAACCCGACUGGGUCGCUGGUGGAGAUGCAUGAGCCGACGGGUGUGCGUCGCGAGAUCCCGCAUGACUACUGGGGUCGCUUCCAGGACGCCUUUGUCACCGAGGCCAACGAGUUUACUGCCGCGUGCCUGGAUGGAACUAAGCUGCCGCUCAAGUUGUCGGGCGCUGUGCAGGCCGUCCAGAUCGGCCGUGCCUUGCAGGAGAGCUUGAACUCGGGUCAGAAGAUCUACUUCGAUGAGACUGGGCGCCGUAUUGAGCAGGCCAGAUUGUAGAGCUAACAAGGCUCCCAUGGGUGGAUUCAGGCAUUUAGG
Molecule: messenger RNA, 1406 nt
Organism: Phialemonium atrogriseum
Lineage: Eukaryota; Fungi; Ascomycota; Sordariomycetes; Cephalothecales; Cephalothecaceae
Product: NAD(P)-binding protein
Exons: 2
Coding region: 300-1367 (355 amino acids)
Biological process (GO): NADPH regeneration
Cellular component (GO): cytoplasm
Molecular function (GO): oxidoreductase activity; nucleotide binding
Source: RefSeq, a predicted model, not a curated record